ACCACAUCACGCGUGCGGCAUUUCUUCUCCACUGUUGGAGAGUGAAGAGAGAGACCCAAAUCCGCGCCGCAAAAUGGGGGCAAUCAGCGACCCAAACCAAGACGGCUCCGACGAGCAGCAGCGGCGCUCGGAAAUCUACACGUACGAAGCCCCAUGGCACAUCUACGCCAUGAACUGGAGCGUCCGCAAGGACAAGAAAUACCGCCUCGCCAUCUCCAGCCUCCUCGAGCAGUACCCUAACCGCGUCGAAAUCGUCCAGCUCGACGACUCCACCGGCGAGAUCCGCCCCGACCUCUCCUUCGACCACCCCUACCCCCCGACCAAGCUCAUCUUCGUCCCCGACAAGGACUGCCAGCGCCCCGAUCUCCUCGCCUCCUCCUCCGAUUUCCUCCGCCUCUGGCAAAUCUCCGAUUCCGACUCCCCCCGCCGCGUCGAGCUCAAGAGCCUCCUCAACAACAACCGCAACAGCGAAUUCUCCGGUCCGUUGACCUCCUUUGACUGGAACGAAGCAGAGCCGCGCCGGAUCGGGACCUCCAGCAUCGACACCACCUGCACGAUUUGGGACAUCGAGAAGGAGGUGGUGGAUACGCAGCUAAUCGCGCACGAUAAGGAGGUCUACGACAUCGCGUGGGGCGGCGUUGGCGUUUUCGCCUCGGUCUCCGCCGACGGCUCGGUUAGGGUUUUCGAUCUCCGCGAUAAGGAGCAUUCGACUAUAAUUUAUGAGAGCUCCGAGCCGGACACGCCGCUGGUGCGGCUGGGGUGGAAUAAGCAGGAUCCUAGAUACAUGGCGACCAUCAUAAUGGACAGCAGCAAGGUCGUGGUGUUGGAUAUUCGCUUCCCGACGCUGCCGGUGGUGGAGCUGCAGCGGCAUCAGGCCGGUGUGAAUGCGAUUGCAUGGGCUCCGCAUAGCUCCUGCCACAUUUGCACGGCGGGGGAUGAUUCGCAGGCUCUGAUUUGGGACCUCUCGUCGAUGGGGCAGCCGGUGGAGGGCGGAUUGGACCCGAUUCUGGCUUACACUGCCGGGGCGGAGAUUGAGCAGCUGCAGUGGUCGUAUUCGCAGCCUGAUUGGGUGGCGAUUGCGUUUUCGAACAAGCUACAGAUUUUGAGGUUAUAAAUGACGAAAAAUUAGGAGACAAUCAGAGCUGUGAGUGAAGGAACUUCCUCACAGAAACUCGAAAGAUGUCGUUACAUUAGAGCGUACUGGCUUGUGGAGUAAUGAUGCUUUGCUCAACGAUUCAAAAGUUCUUGGUAUUUUACAGUCCAGCAAGUUGAAGAAGGUGUAUUGUAGAUUAAGCAGUGCAACAGUGGUCUGUAAUUGAAGAAUGGCGGAUGAACAUGGCUGUAAGUUUCUUGCUGCCCCCACUGUUUAUUCGUGAAAAUCAGUUUAGUUUCCGAAUGAAGUAGUAAGCAUAUGGCGCCGUGUUAAGUCAUUCAUGUGCUGCAGCUAUAGUGUCAACUUCGUUGCUACUCUCUGCCACCUCUUUUUAUGCAAAAGCCCCUGUGUUAGGAGUAUAACUUAUGUAUGUAUACUGUUCUGGUUAUAUGAUUAACUUGAUAGAGAUAUGAUCAAUAACUUGAAAAUUAUCUGCACAUUUGAUGUCUCUUAAAACUAUUCUCUUCCUUAUCUUAUACCGGUAAAGCUUGGGACGUUGAAAGGCUAUUCUUGCAUGAUAUCCCGACAUAGAAGAGCGACAUCCUGGUUACUAGUACCAAAGGUCCAAAACUGUAUAAUAUUGGAAUAUUUUCCUAUCUUGCUUUCUGUCUUGUGUACUCAGAUUAUGUUAAGAUGAUACUUUGAUCAUUCUUAUAAAUACCAGUUUGUCUAA
Messenger RNA from Salvia hispanica, 1826 nucleotides. The record is from RefSeq and is a predicted model, not a curated record. NCBI's taxonomy places the organism in Eukaryota, Viridiplantae, Streptophyta, Magnoliopsida, Lamiales, Lamiaceae.